Sarcophilus harrisii (Tasmanian devil) is the source of this 831-nucleotide messenger RNA. Its product is annotated as dnaJ homolog subfamily C member 9. Gene Ontology annotation, cellular component: cytoplasm; nucleus. NCBI's taxonomy places the organism in Eukaryota, Metazoa, Chordata, Mammalia, Dasyuromorphia, Dasyuridae. Gene Ontology annotation, molecular function: heat shock protein binding. The record is from RefSeq and is a predicted model, not a curated record.
UCAACUACGAGGCGUGAGCCCGUGGACCCCAGCACCAGGCACGGCGAUGGGACUUCUGGAGGCUGCAAGGACUUGGGAACCGCCAAACUGUACGAGGUGCUGGACGUGCGGUGGGAGGCCUGGGAUGGUGAGAUCCGGCGCAGCCACUACAACGUGUCCCUGCGGGUGCACCUGGAACACAGGGACGUUGUUGGCCAGGAGACCACCCGGCAGUUCUAGAUCCUGGGCCAAAUCUACUCGGUCCUGAGCGACGCCAAGAAGUGGGAGCUGAAUGACAAGAGGCGGGAGGGGGUAGUGGGGGUGGAUGAGAAGGCGAACCGAACGGACUAGGACCGGGACUGACUGAGCUACUGGAGGCUGCUCUUUAAGAAGAUGACCUUAUCCAUUAAGACCUUUGAAGAAAAGUACAUUGGUUCUGAAGAAGAACUAACUGAUAUUAAACCAACCUAGGUGGACUUCGAGAGUAAUGUGGAUCAAAUUGUGGAGUCUCUAUUUUGUGCAGAAUACAAUGCCAAAUCCAGAAUCCGGACCAUCAUGCUACAGACCUUGAUUGAUUUUGGAGAAGUUGCACCCUUUAAAGAUUUCCUCACUGAAUCAAAGCAAAUGAAUGCAAGAAAAAGUUGAGUUCAAGAGGAAGCCAAAGAAGCAGAAAAGAAGCUGGGCCUCUGGGAGGGACCAGGUGACUUAAAAGCACUUCUCCAAGGCAGAGAAAAUGAUUAGGAAAAAGAAAUGGACAAUUUUCUGGUCCAGUGGGAAGCCAAGUAUUACAACUCUUCCAAAAGGAAAAAAGAAAAAAAAAAGCCAACUGCCAAGAAAGGAAAAAUAAAUUAG